Messenger RNA from Fusarium subglutinans, 876 nucleotides. RefSeq lists its product as uncharacterized. The record is from RefSeq and is a predicted model, not a curated record. NCBI's taxonomy places the organism in Eukaryota, Fungi, Ascomycota, Sordariomycetes, Hypocreales, Nectriaceae. The coding region runs from base 1 to 876 and encodes 291 amino acids. The transcript is spliced from 3 exons.
AUGCCUCGAGGUCGCCCAGCUUACCUUCCCGCCCAGGAAGACAUCACAAACACUUACAUGGAUGAGCAGUAUAUGCCAGGCGGGGCCAUGGAAGUUGAUCAAAUCACUGCUAACUCCACGGAAUCUCAUGUCAGUGCCGCCUGGACGACCAUUCUUGCCUGCGUUUUUAGCAGGUGGGAAGGCUGGGCUGUAAACCAAGAACACAACGUCCCAGGUGGCAGGCUCGACAUGAAAGUUUCACACAAGGUCGGCCGCACUAGUUUGAACUUCCUUGUCCUAGAACUCAAAGGUGCCGCCCAGUCAACUUCGCCUGUUUCCUUGUCCAGAUACGAGGAACAACUAAAGGGCUACCUUCUGGCUUUGGGCAAUACAGAAAAUGAACUACUGUGGGGAGCACUCUGCGUUGGCAAAAAUGUACAGUUCUAUCAACUCCAAAAGAUAGGGUGGGACGAGGGCUACCUUAACUCGAUGCAUGAAGCGCUAAACUUCUUCUUUCUUCUUACCUACAUCCACCCCAGCUACUCCAGCUACUCCAGCUUCAUUCUUCACACCCAGAGCCCAGAUUUCUUUUCCCACAAUAACAUCCCAAACUAUUCAUCAUCAAAACCUCAUCUCCCACACAUCAUGGCUAAUCAAGCCCAUACUGUCGAUUCUUCUGGAGAUCAUGUCAUGACUCCCCCUCCCAUGUCUCAGGGCGAAUUUGAGAAUGCUAUCAAUCGCGCAAUCGAGGUUGCUAUCAACAAAGCCUUGAGUGGUUUGCACGAAUACAUCCCUCAACUCGUCGAUCAAAAAAUUGCCGCUGAAAAGGAGAAUCUUUGCGUCGCUGUCGCGGCUAAGGUCGUCGCUCAACUUGAGAAAACCGUGGUCGACGCUUAG